This is a messenger RNA of Orussus abietinus, 4274 nucleotides long. RefSeq lists its product as uncharacterized. Bases 273 to 2819 code for a protein of 848 amino acids. The record is from RefSeq and is a predicted model, not a curated record. NCBI's taxonomy places the organism in Eukaryota, Metazoa, Arthropoda, Insecta, Hymenoptera, Orussidae. The transcript is spliced from 4 exons.
CGUCGUGCCGGUUCCAGCCGGUUCGCAGUUUGUCGCAGUUUGACGCAGUUUGUCGUAUGCAACGGUAUCCAUUUUAAACCUAAUAAAGUAGAUAAAAAAUCUACACAGCAAGUUAAUAGAUAGAAGCGUUAACACUAAAGGUGUUUUUACGAAUUUCCUAUUAGUUUCUUGAGUCUCUCAGUUCUGCCAAUGAAGUAAAUAUCGCAGGUUGACUGAAACGUUUCUCCGACAACCAUUACGCGUUGGGCCAUGGGCGGUGCCGCAUCACUAAUAUGCUUGGUCGUCCCCGAGAACGUCAAUACCAACUCGCUGCUCAAAAGAGAAACGAAGCAUCUAUUAAGUACAACUACUACCGAGAAACAGCAAAGUACUUUGAGCGCCAGAGCGAAGUUGCCAGGCACUUCAGUUCUUGGAGUACGCCGAAUAUGAAUUCGAAAUUCCAGAAGAAUUCCGAAAAGGAGAUGGAAGCCGAGAAAUUGCGGGUGCGGCAGGAGAAAUUAGCGAAGAUGCUGGCUCACGAGGAGGAAUUGUACAAGAAACAGCUGGAACAUGCCCACUCCAAAAAGAAGAAUCAAGUGGACCCUUCGUUAGAGCUACUGAAGAAAAGGAUAGAAGAAAAGCGAGCCGAGUUAAGUCUCUACCUUCCCAGUAAGUACAAGAGUUUUCCCGUUGCCUACAUGACGAAGGAUUCUCCCGCUCUUUAUCGAGACGAAGAGCACAUUUACCAUAACUCCACUUCGCAUUUAGAAUCUGGUAGGAAGGGAGAAAGAGAAAAGAGGGAAAUUAACGUUGAACCGAGUGGCGUUUCUUGCCCCCGAGACUCCGAUGAUACGAAACCGAAAAAGACUGCAGACUUUGAGGACAGCCACUACUACCAGCCGGAACCGCCCAGUCAUCCCAGGGUGACAUCUAGGGAGGAACACGAGAUACCACCCAGAGACAGUUUUCCUGGAACAACAUCGAGGUAUUCAGAAAGAAGGCAUUACAAUUCAGGUUAUAACAACGACGAGGAACCUGCCGAGGGAAUACAUAAAUCGAAAGAUAUCACUCUGGCGCAAGACCCCGAUGAGGCGGACUCGAAGAAAGUGUCAAACUCCGAGGAAAAUCGCUAUUAUCAGACGCAGGACAAAUCUCCUAGUUUCCAAGAAUCAAAGCCCUCGAGAGAAUGGGAAGUCCCUUGCAGAACGAGCGUUCCCGGGGCAACGUCAAGGUAUUCCGAAAGAAAGCAUUACAAGUCAGAUUAUAACAACGACGAGGAACCUGCGGAGGGAAUACAUAAAUCGAAAGAUAUCACUCCGGCGCAAGACCCCGAUGAGGUGAACGCGAAGAAAAUAUCAAACUCCGACGAAAACCGCUAUUAUCAGACGGACGGCAAAUCUUGUUUCCAGGAAUCAAAACCCUCGAAAGAAUGGGAAGUCCCUUGCAGAACUAGCGUUCCUGGGGCAACGUCAAGGUAUUCCGAAAAAAAGCAUUACAAGUCAAGUUAUAACAACGACGAGGAACCUACCGAGGGAAUCCAUAAAAUGAGCGUCAUCGCUUCGGCACAAGAUCCCGAUGAGCCAAUAUCCUGUAGAACUACCGAAUUUGAAUACAAUCCUCGUCGAGAAACCGACAUGCAUUUUAACGAAUCAGAAAAUGCGGAAACGUAUGAACGCCCGUGUAAUACGAACGUCCUUGGGACGGCGUUGAAAUAUUCUGAAAAAAGACAUUUCCAUCCAUCCGAUGCCUCGAAGGGGGAAGAACUUGAAAAGGGAAGCGGCGCGAUAAAUGACCGUGUCUUGAACCGCGAAGAGGAAACGGUCUUUCGAAGACCUGCAACAACAAAGGAUUAUAUCGUAACGAAAGACGCGGAGGAUCGUGACGUUCCUUCCAGAGUCAAUGUCCACGGUUCUUCGUCUGGGUAUUCAGAGCGAAAACACUUUUACGCACCUCAGAACAUACAGGGCGACGAAUCGGGCAUCAGGGGACACCCAGGUGCUACCGCUCAAUGUCUUCACAAAAGCCUGGAAGGCACAAAUGUGGGAGAUGGAGAUGCCUACGGUUCCGAAGGUAAAACGUCUCGAGUAUCGCCAUCGGCGGACUUGAGACCGGGCGAACGCAGUCACGAGAUACCGGUGAACUCUUCAACUUUUGAGGACCAUGAACGAGAACCCAGUGAACAAUCGAAACCAUCCACGCCGGAGUUAUUAUCCAGAGAGGAAAUCGAAGAUAGGGAAGAUCUAAUAACGGAUUCUGAACGCAAUUUUCCGUGGAUGAGAAACGACGUCAACGAGGGAAAUACGUCGCAUCACAGGUCUUCUUUUUUAACGCACAACGAGUUGAAGUUUCAGAUUCAGAACUUGUUGAAGCGAGAGCUUCAAGCGUGCAGUAAGCAAAACUACGACGAGGCACUUCGUUUGAGGUCCAUGAGAUGUCACCUGGAAUUGAUUCGCGAGAAGAACCUGUAUGGCAAUACGGAUCUUCAUAUGGACGACGAAGCGAGAAAUUCAGGACUGGAAAACAUAGAAAGAAGGAAGAGACAACUGGAGUCGCGUGAUAGGAAUUGCAACAAUUCUACAAUCUACAGUGACGAGGCCAAGCUCUUGUGGAAGCAAUGGGUUCACGAAGAUGAUGAAUAUGAAUUAGCGGACGCCCGUAAUCAAAGAGAGGUUCUAUUGAAACAACUGGAAGAAGAAUGGCACCAAAUGGAAUCAGUGGACAAGAAACAUGCUUCUCAAGAAAUGAACAAUUUCUCUAGAUCGACCUUACAAGACGAACAUAAACUUACCGCACGUAUAACGAACAUAUUAAAUCUUCGCGAUGCAAACGCAUCCGAGUGAAAAAGUUUGGUAUGAUUAAGAAUUUAAAAAUCUGGAUUGACAUUACGAGACGACGACCGCAUAUAUAAAGGAUCCGAUAAACCUUCAUAACGGAAACGUACAUAAGUAUAACCUUAGAAUACGAUCACGAUUUUCACCAAAUUUGCUUGAGCUUUAACAUCUUACAGUAUAUCCAUUUAAAGUCAAUUUUGAUAACAUAAUUAACAGUGAAUGCUUGUGAAAGCUUGUAUGCCUCGUCAAAUUGUUUUAUACUAUACUGUCAGAAUCCGGAUUUUCCUGUAAUCCUCUGUAAUGCAGGAUUAAUACUCGUAAUAACUUUUAAUAGGAAACUGAACUUGUUGACAGUCUAAUCAAAAUGAGUUUUGUUAAAACACGCUUCUAUCGUGUUAAUGAUCUCUUAAGAGUUAUAAACUUCAUUAUGGCAACUACAACGGUUUAACUUGUUAGUGAUAAGUUUCUCUGGUAAAUUCCUGUAAAGCUCACGUUCUACACUUUCUGAUACGAAAGUGAGCUUUACUACAACAUAAACUUAUCCUUGACGAUUAAUGUACGCGUUAUUCAUAUUAAUCCCAUAUGCUUAUACGAGUCGUUAUAAUGCUACCGCGGAUAAUGUACGCUUAAAUAUUGUUACAAACGGUGAUAGAAUCCAAAAUUGUAAGACUGAUUUUAAUGUUUUGUUAGGUUAUAACGAAAAUUGAUUGCCGUCCACAAUCUCUGAUCUGAAAGACUAGACAUGCACUUGUGGGACUUUGAAGCAUAACUUUUUGUUUGCGAUUAGAUUCUUUGUUAGAUUGUUUCGUUUAUACACAGAAUGCAGAUACACUCUACCACCAGUCCGAUGUUGACAAAUUUUGUCAUUUGCACAUUCAUAAUACGAAAUUAUUUCACAUUACAUUCACACGGUGUCAUCUUAAUAGGAUUACAUUGCCACGACCUUUGUACUGAUUUUUAUACCUACAUUGUAUACCACCAUCUUUCAACAAUUAAUUAUUUGUGGUAAAAAAUUGUCCAGUUUCGACAUUAGCAUAGGUAACGUUUGAUAAGUGAUUAAAUGAACAAUAGAUCAUGCGAUCAAGUACUGAAUACAUGUCGUACAUAAUGAAUUCGUAUCUCACCUAUAGACUGUUGACUUCGAUGUGACCAAAUGAAAGUUCUAGGGGCAUUUCAUUAUUUUGAUACUUGAUCCAUCACUAUCUGUGCUUUAUUACAUUUAUACUGCGUAAUAAAAUAUCAGAAUCAUUACAUAUUUAAGAGUGUUGCAUUUUACUCCACAUGUGUAUUUUUCUAUAUCCUGUGUUACAAGUAAAGUUCAGUUAAGACAUUUCGUGUGAGUAAAAUUAAGAACGAAAUAUUAAUUGUUAAGUACCCGUUUAUUGACUACAAUAAUAUCCAGCUUUAAUGUAAUAUUAAUGAAUGCAUAAAUAAAAUGAUCCUAUAUAUGAAAGCGGCACAUUA